Schistosoma curassoni is the source of this 6114-nucleotide messenger RNA. NCBI's taxonomy places the organism in Eukaryota, Metazoa, Platyhelminthes, Trematoda, Strigeidida, Schistosomatidae. The record is from the annotation of a GenBank genome assembly.
AUUUAAUUGAAAUUGAAAUAAAACAAAAAGAGAUUUGUAUUGAAUUGGUCUUUCAAAUUCAUAUAAACAUAUAUAUAUCGUACUACAUAAACAUCCAUAAUGUUUCCAAUGACAGCAUUCCCAUUGAAUCCAGUGAAUUGUGGACGAUCAUCAACAGAUUUAAUAUGGCCUAAUACUGAAACAUUACAGAAUAUUGGAUCUGCAUUGAAUUGUGAUAGUUUAUCAUAUAUUAAUAAUAAUAAUAAUAAUUCCUCAUUGUCUAAUCAAAAUUCAAUCAAUAAUAGUACAUCAUCAGCAUUAAUCACUAACUCUUCAAAUUUCCUUUCCUCACGACCUAAUUAUACCUGUACUCUUAAUCAAACUUAUCGACUACAAGAAAAUCGAAUUCAAACAGGUUAUUUAAAUGAAGAAUUAUCAGAUCAAUGUAAUGAUAAUAUUGUUACUACUACCACCACCACCACCAUCACCACAACUGCCACUCCUCCUCCUCCUCCUCCUUCUAAUUGUAGUAACAAUAAUAAUGAUAAAUCUCAUAUAGAUAUCUCCAGUAAAUCAUCUACAUCUAAUACAAUGAUGAAAUCUGAAAGUUUACUACAAUUAAAUAAAUUCCCUUCAUCAUUAUGUAAUACAAUGAAAUCAGAUAAUUCCAAUUAUGAGAAUUGGUCAAAUGAUCAUAGAAAACGUCAUAAAAAGUCUAAAUUACAUUCUAUUAUUCAUACAGAUAAUAACUUCAUUCAUAAUAAAUCAACUAUCAAUCGUAUAUCAACAGAGGAAACAUCACCUCAUUCAUUAUAUAUAGAUGAAUCUAUGGAUGAAAUGAUAUACAAUAAGGCAACUUCAUUAGAGAAUGAGAAAAAUCAAUUACAUUCAUUAGAAUCAUCUACAAUCAAUCUUGUAUCUAAGACAAAAUUAUCUAAUUUAAAACAAUUAACUAAUGAAUUAUCAAAUGAACAACAACUACAGCAACAACAACAACCGCAGCAGCAGCAACAACAACAACAACCACAGCAGCAACAACAACAACAAUUAAAUUAUUCAUUUAAUAUGUUACCUACAAAAAUGACUGAUUAUACAAAUCAAUUAUUAUGUAAUGAAUAUAAUGAUAAUCAUUAUAAUAGUUUAUCAUUACAACAAUAUAAUAAUAAUAAUAAUAAUAAUCAUUGUCCACAAUCUAUUCAUCAUGAUAAAUCCCAAUUGAAUAAAAAUAUUAAAGAAUCACUAAAUCAUAUUUUAUCUACAAAUUAUUCAUUAAAACAUAAUCAUUCACAGAAUACAAUAAAUUCAAUGAAUGAAGAAGGAGUUGAUGAUGAUGAAGAAGAAGAACAAGUAGAAGAAGAACGAGAGGAAGAAGCAUAUAAAACAAUGAUUAAUACAAGUAAUCAUAAUGAUCAUGAUAUUGUUACAAAUUCUAUUUCCAUCAUGACUACUACAUCGACGCCGACAUCGACGUCAACGACGGCGACGACGACGAUGACGACUAUGAUUAAUACAACUAUUACUACAACUACAACAAAUAGUAUGAUUAAUAUAGAUAGAAGAUUAAAUGAUCCAUUAACACAUUCUCAUAAUGAAAUGAAUACAGAUACAUGGAAUACAUCUAUACCAUCAGAAUAUUCAACAAAUAUAUUACCACAACAUUUAGCUUCAUUCUAUUCGACUUGUUCAAAUGAGAUUGCAUUUAGAAAAAGUUUAAUAUUUAAUAAUCAUCAAAAUAUGAAUAUAGAAUCAACAAAUUAUUCCACAUACAAUAAUAAUAAUAAUAAUAGUAGACAAGACUCAGAGUGUCGUACAUCUUCAUCACCAUUACCUUCUAUUAUGCAAACUAAUAUAGACUUGAAUUCAAGUUCUAUGUUAAAUUGUAAUGAGGUGGAUAAUUUUAAUAAAAUAUCUUCUUCGGAUGAAAUUAAAUUCAAUGUAAACACUAAUAGUAAUCAUAAUGAAUUAAAUGAAAUGAAUGCCAAUUCAAAGUUCAACAAUCCUAUACAGCAACAACAAUCUCAAUCAAGGAGAAUAAUUAAUGAUUCAUUAAUACAGAAUGAUUUAAACACAUGUAAGUCAAUACAUCAUAAUUCGAAUCUCCCUCCUCCUCCUCCUCCUCCUCCUCCACAUCAACAACCACAACAACAUCAAAGACAAAGAGGAUUUGAAGAUGAUCAAAUGAUUGAUGAUUUAAGUGUAGCAUAUCAUUCAGCAGCAGCUAUGGCAGCAGCUGCUGUUGUUGCACAAGCAGCUGUAGCAAGUGCAAAUGUAACAAAUCAUCAUUUGGAACAUCAACAUCAUAAUCAUCGUCAUGAACAAUCAAUACAUCAACAUCAACAUUUACAUUCACAUCAAAAUCAACAUCAACAAUCUCAAUAUCUUGAUAAUGAACAAUCCAUGUUACAUACACAUAUGGAACAAUAUGGUGUACAUACUAAUAAUAAUGGUAAUAAUAAUGAUAAUGUUUUACAUCAAUCACAGUAUAAUAUGAUGAAUCAAAAUUUAGGAUUAUUUCCUCUUAUAAAUAAUACAAAUUCAUUGAAUAAUGCCCAGAAUAUAAAUAAAACAAUGAAAAAUAAAAAAUUAACAAUGACAGAAGGAAGAGAAUGUGUCAAUUGUGGAGCAACUAGUACACCGUUAUGGAGACGAGAUGGACAAGGAAAUUAUUUAUGCAAUGCAUGUGGCUUAUAUCAGAAAAUGAAUGGUCAAAAUCGUCCAUUAAUUAAACCUAAACGAAGAUUGCAAUCCUCUAGCAGACGUACUGGUACUAUAUGUUCCAAUUGUCGUACAAUAACAACUACAUUAUGGCGUCGAAAUACAAAUGGUGAACCUGUUUGUAAUGCAUGUGGACUUUAUUUCAAACUGCAUAAUAUUCAACGACCCAUUUCAAUGAAAAAAGAUGGAAUUCAAACACGUAAUCGUAAAGUUUCACAAAAAACAAAAAAGCAUAAAUUUGGUUUCUAUUCAGAAUUAUCUGAUUUACCAGUGGAUUAUUUAAUGAAAACACCUUUACAUAGAUUUGGUGCCGCAGCAGCAGCAGCAGCUGUUGCUGCUAAUCAUUUUGCAUGUACUACACGUGGUUCACAAACAAUUACACCGAAUUCACCAAAUUCAAUGUGUAAUCCAUAUUUAACUGGUUAUUUCUCAGAUAAUAAUAUUAAUAGUAACAAUACUACUACUACUAAUAAUAAUAUUUUGAAUGAAAUAAAACAUAAAGAUAUGUCAAGAAUUGAAGUUGAUAGUUCUGAUGAAACUGGACAGUUUAAUGAUGUGACAAAAGCAUUUCAUGCUACAUUUGGAGGUUUAACUAAUAAUAAUAAUAAUAAUAAUAAUGAUAAUAAUAAUAAUGAUAAUAGACAUUCCAAUCAUUUCUCUCUUAAUUCACCUCAUCCAACACAAAUACACCCUCAUCAUAUUGAUCACUUACAACAACAAUAUAUUCAGAAACAUCAAUCCCAACCAAUGAAUUCAAUGAAUUUCACAAAUGAUCCUUAUACACAACAUACAUCUAAUUUAAUGAAUAAUCAAAUGAAUGAGAAAUAUUGUAGAUAUCAGAAAUCUAAUUAUAUUACUGAAUUAGUUUAUAAUCAUUCAACGAAUAAUGAUCAGAAUACUAGUAAUAAUACAAAAUGUGAAUCAUUACAUAUGAAACCAUCAAAUAUCGUUCAUCAUCAUCAUAAUCAUCAUUCACCGACAGAUGCAUUAAUACAAUGGCAUGCACAAUUACGAUCCACACCAAAUCAAUUGGAUGGAAGUGGGUCGAUAAAUUUUAAUUCUGCUUCACUAUAUAAUAAUUGUCAACCAAUCACACGACUGGGAUGUAAUAAUAAUACUAAUAAUAACAAUGGCAUAGUCGGUGGUAGUUGUAAUAGUAAUAGUAGUAAUAGCAGUAGUAGUAGUAGCAGUAGCGGUGCUAGUAUCACACAUUCCUAUUAUAAUCAAAAGAAUAAAAUCGAAUCUGAUCCCAUUGAUAAUAAUAAUAAUAGUAAUAAUCGUAGUAUUAAUAAUAAUUUAAUUGAUUCUAUAAAUCAUUCAACGAUCAUAUCAUCAUCAACCUCAUCAUCAGAACGAUCAAUUCAUGGUACAGAUUUAUUAAAUCGUUAUAAAUUAAAACUUUGUACUGAUUCAUUAGAUUCAUCCAUUUCACCUCAUUCAAGAGGACCUAUUGAAAAUGGAUUAUAUUUAAGUAAUUAUCAUAUAAAUCAAACAAUGGAUACUAUAAAACAUCAACAACAAAAUCAAUCAAAUCAUUCUGAUUUAAGAGUAUUUCCAUGAAAAUUAUAUCCCUUGAUUGAUUGAUUGAUUGAUUGGUUGGUUGUGAAUUGUAGAAUUAUCCCUUAUGUAAUAUGUUCAUGCUCCCAUAUCGAAUAUACUACUAUCCAUAUCAAUGAAUUGUAUACUAAUAAUGAAUGAUAAAUGAAAUGAUGUACAUUUUAACUUAUUUAGUAAGAUCAUCAAUAUUUUGCUCUUUCACUAUCAUCAUCAUCAUCAUCAUCAUCAUUAUGGAUGAUGAUUAUCAUCAACAUGAUCUAAAUAUUAAAAAAACUGAUCUUUAAAUAUGAUCCUGUUACAUAACUAAUUUUUGUUUUUGUUUUCUUUCUUUCGUUCUUUCUACAAAAUGAAAUUUCAUCAUUCAAUAAAAUGACAAUAGACUAAACUUUAUAUUCAAUUAGAAUUUUGAGCAUAUGAAAGAAGAAACAAAAAUAUUUGAAUAAUUCACAUAGAAACAGGGCGGAUUUUAAAAAAAACCAAAAAAAAACAACAACGUAUAACUAGUAUUUUGUUUAUUAUUUACAAUAGAGAACUUUGUAGAGUGAGAAGAUUGAAAAGAGAGAGGGAUAGAGAGAGAGAGAGAGGGUGAAUGAGUGAUGGAUAUACAGAAUAGAUUACUUAAUGACCACUAGUUUGCAUUUCAAUCCUUUAUAUAUAGAUAUACAUAAACAUAGAUCAAUUUAAUUGAGGUGUGUCUCUACCAAAACUAACUAUUCAAUUGAUGAUCUUUAUAAGUGUAAUCAUUGUUUCCAUUAAAAUCCAAUGGAAUCAAAACAAAAUUUAUGGAAAUUUAGAAAUCAGCAACAACAAUAGCAACAACAACAACAGCAACAGCAACAACAACAAAAUCGAAUAUUUCGAUCCAUGAAUACUAAAAAUAAAUAAAUAAAUGAAAAUUAGGCGAAACAAUAAAUGUGAAACGUACAUUCACACACACACACAUGAUAUCAUCAAUUGUUUAAUAGAAAGAAUUCAAGUCUAAUGGAUUAAAAUUCCGAUGUUCUUUUUCUUUGGAUUCAGACAAUUGAUGAUGAUGGUGACGACAACGACGAUGAUGAUGAUGAUGAUGAUGGUGUUGAUUAAUAGUCGUAGUACAGUGGUAUAUCUAUUCAUUUUCUUACAAAUCAAUAUAAUUUUCAUUUAUUUUGUAUAAGUUGAAAAAUUCUUGUUUUUCCUCAAUUAAAACUAAUUUAUUUUGAUGUUGUCUGUGUAGAAACAAAUAAUAAUAAUCAUAAACCAAUGGGAUCUAUUUGACCACGUAGUGCUUAUAUAUAUACACAUAUUACAAAUGAAUAAGUGAAUACUACUGAAUUCAACAUAAUAGUAGUAUCCUAUCACUUUUAUAAUCUUGAUAAAUAGGUGACUUUUAUUUUUAAAAUUAAAAUCAUAAUAAUAAUAAGUGAUAUUUAUUAUACAUCGCAACACGAAGAAUUCCAAAUUUAUUUAUGUUCUAUCAUGUAUAUAAUAUUUUAUUCUACCAUAUAUAGACAUACAUAUUUGAUUAUUCAAUGUUUGUAUAGAUUGUUUCACAAAAAAAGUUUUUUCUCUCCUCCCCCUCCCCUCCCCUUCUCUCUGUUUCUUUCUUUGUAUUUGUUGCUAAUGUGAAUUGAGUAAUUUCUUUUUUCCUCUUUUAAAACAUUAUUCAUUGAAAUUAUUGAGGGGGGGGGUUUCAUUUCUUCAUCAAUCUUAUUCAUGAUCACUGUUACUAUCAUAGUUAUUAUUAUUAUUAUUAUUAUUAUCCAUAUACUCAGCGGAAAGAGUCAAUAUUAUACAAACUUUAUAUUGUGAUGCAAAUAUGUUAUAUAAAAAUUAAAAAAAAAUUUGUUUGUGUUAUUGAACAAACGGUAAUAAAACACUAUUUCA